Messenger RNA from Medioppia subpectinata, 3080 nucleotides. The record is from the annotation of a GenBank genome assembly. Lineage: Eukaryota; Metazoa; Arthropoda; Arachnida; Sarcoptiformes; Oppiidae.
UUGUUGUGUUUUGUAUUUAUUGGCAAAAAUGUCGGACAAUAGAGACGACCGACGAUUGAGUGAUAAAAACGAUAACAUUAUUAAAUCAAACAAACGAGUUGAUCCGAUGGACGAGUGGUCGCCGCCGACCGACGCCUCGAAAGGGGCGGCCAUUAAAUCGCAAUCCAAUCACAAGAAGUCACACAAAAGCAAACAUAAGAAACACAAAAAGGAUGACAAACACCGCGAAGUGUCGGCCACUCGUGAGGACAAGUCGUGUUCAAAGCAUUCAAAGCACUCAAAGAAGUCCAAAAAGGAGAAGAAGAAGGAUAAGGAGAAGCGGCCGAAGACAUCGCUUUCUAAAUCGGACGAAGAGUUGGAGGAAUUGAUUAAACAGAAGAAGCUUUUAGAGAAGGAGUUGAUGGACGAAGAGCUGAAGCAGAAGAGCGGUUCCAACGAUACACACACUAGUCAUUCAAACGCCAGAAGUGGUGAAUCAAACGGCGAACCAUUGAAUGGUAUGAAUGGAUACAAAGAUUGCGAUUUAAAAGACAAUGAAUUGAGAGUCAAAGAGAGGAAGAAUGCGACCAAAGAUGCGGUGGUUUUGGAGUCAAACGACAAGAAGAGAAAAGCGACGAAUGAUUUGCACAAAAAUGAGAAACACUUGAAAUCUAGUGAGAAAUCAAUUAAAUCUGAAUCAAAGACUAAAAUGGUUUCAAAAGAGAACUCGAAGUCAAAGGAAAGUCGAAAUACAAGAGAAAACUUGAAUAGAGAUAACAAUAGAGAAGAGAGAAGUUCUAAGGAAUUGAAGCCAAAAGCGAUCGAAAGUUCAAAUUUGAAUGAAAAAAGACAACAUUCCUCUGAAGACAGACAUUAUAUAAAACGAAGCAGAAGUCAGUCCAGAGAUCGUCAAAGACAUAUCACUCCAGACAGAAGUGACAGAAAUCGGAUGGAAAGGGGAGACGAGAGGAACAAUAGAAACGAUCGAUUCGACAGAUUUCGGGAUAAACCGGAUCAUUGGAACCGAAGAUAUGAGUCCAAUAGACGAUCGCCUCAUAAUUGGGAUAGAGAUAGGGGUAGAGAUAGAGAUCGGGAAAGGGAUAGAGGAAUGUAUCGAAGCGGUGACCGGGAAAGGGAGGACAGAAAUAGGGAAAGGGAUCGCUUCAGACGCCAAGACGAUCAUCAAAGGGGAUCCAAGAAAGGCGGCAGACAUUACGACAAGUACUCGAAUGAGUCGUUUGGAAACAAAAACGCAAACCAAGAGUCGAGUUCUGAUGAGUCCAACAAUUUGGACGUCGAUAUCAACGAAGACGAAAACGAAGAACAAGAGAUUGAACGGCGAAGAAAACAACGGCAAGAAUUGCUGCAAAAGCUGAGCACAGAUUUGGGUAAAGGAAACGAUUGUAACGACGCCUCCAAUUCUGGGUUCUCUUCUUAUCAAAACUCUCCCACAAAAGAAGAAUCGGAUAAGAAUUCGGACAAAAUGUCGGAAAGUAUAUUAGACGAGGACUCGAGACUGGAAACGUUCGACGAGAUCUCCAAACGGGUAGACGAGACCGAAGAAGAGCUUCAAAAUGACACCGAUUUGGAGCCAUCGGGCGAUCAGAAGCAGGAGUCCAUCAAAAGAAAACCGGUUGACAUGUUCUCAGAUAUUGACAUUUUUAGCGCUGAUUAUAACUCUCCGUGCGAUCAAAACCACUUUAGAGCGUCUGGAGCUGAAAACCCGGCCCUUAAUGACAACUGGGACGACGCGGAGGGCUAUUAUCGUAUAAGAAUUGGCGAAACACUUGACGGGAGGUAUUCAGUGUACGGCUAUACAGGACAGGGAAUGUUCAGUAAUGUUGUUCGCGCUCGAGAUAAGGCCCGAUCUCAGCAAGAAGUGGCCGUUAAGAUCAUCCGAAACAAUGACAUCAUGCAUAAAACGGUCUUUGAGUCUCUUUCCAUGAAUUUGCGCGAAAUUCUCAAAAAGUAUGGAAAGGAUGUCGGACUCCAUAUAAAGGCUGUCCGCUCUUAUAGUCAUCAACUAUUUAUGGCAUUAAAGCUCCUAAAGAGGUGUAAUAUAAUGCACGCCGACAUCAAACCCGAUAAUAUUCUGGUAACUGAAAAUAAAUUAGUGUUAAAAUUAUGUGACUUUGGUUCUGCCUCUGAUGCCAACGAGAAUGAGAUAACACCCUAUUUAGUGAGCCGUUUCUAUCGAGCGCCUGAAAUAAUAUUGGGACACUCGUAUGACUUCAGUAUAGACAUGUGGUCUGUGGGCUGUACUCUGUAUGAGUUAUAUUGUGGAAAAAUUAUGUUUUCCGGUAAAUCCAAUAAUCAAAUGCUUAAAUUUUUUAUGGACUUCAAGGGAAGAAUGAAUAACAAGUUCGUACGGAAGAGCGCUUUCAAAGACCAGCACUUCGACGCUAACUGUAAUUUUCUCUACCAAGAGGUCGAUAGGGUUACUGAAAAGGACAAAAUUGUUGUCAUAUCAAACAUACAGCCCAUCCGAGACCUGAACUCAGAGUUAAUAGCGGACCAGACAUUGGAUGAGACCGAACACCGAAAAGUGUCUCAAUUGAAAGAUAUCUUAGAAAAGAUCCUUAUGUUAGACCCGACCAAACGGUUGACUAUAACACAAGCACUCAGUCAUCCAUUCAUUACCGAUAAGAUGUGAUGACAGAAGUGAGUCCUUUGGUCUGUAUUUGGUCUAUAAUUUAUGUCUUAAAUGAAUAUAUUUAUCAAAAUUUUAUUUACUAUUUAUAGACAACUAAAGCAAAUGAUUAUAUUGUUUAUGCGUUCACAGGAUAUGUAUGUAAUUGAGUGAACAGUUAUGAUAAUUAUUGAGUUUGUUUUUAUUCAUUUUAAUUUGUCUAUCAAUCUAUUGAUAACUAUUUUUAAAUUAAUUGUACAGACAUUGCGAAAAAAUGUAAAUAAAAUACCGUUCCUUUUGUGCACCAUUUGUUAGGUUUGUCUGACAAUCAUUUAACUGGACUUUGUGUUAAUGUCACCGAAAAAAUACAAAAUACAAAAACUUUUGUAUUUUAAUAAUUGAAACUUAAUUGCUGUUGAGAUCCGAGACAAGUGUUAUACCAUUGGUAAUUGAAACUCACAUUAAAACCCAU